Molecule: messenger RNA, 3323 nt
Organism: Pomacea canaliculata
Lineage: Eukaryota; Metazoa; Mollusca; Gastropoda; Architaenioglossa; Ampullariidae
Product: CD9 antigen-like
Exons: 7
Coding region: 1499-2185 (228 amino acids)
Cellular component (GO): membrane
Source: RefSeq, a predicted model, not a curated record
UGACGCCGGCCUAAAAAAGAUGGAGGUGUGUGCAGAUCGUCGCUGGCGGCAGGAGGUAGGAGUAACGAACACAACAUCCAUCAUGCGACCCACAUUUCUGGCUGCUGCUCGCUCCACCCGGUACUCUCGGAGAUUUUUGUUGUUGUUGUUGCAACCAUUCGCAGCAGGAAACGCCAGACUCCAGAGACCGUUGUUCCUUCUUACACUUGCAGCACAAAGCUGUAAUGCAGCCCAGUUGUCGUCCCCGCCACCUAUUGUCUUCAGUGCUGCAGGCAGUUAUUUCUCGGUUAGUGGUCCCCAGCACUCUUCCACUUCUGAAGAGGAAGCUCGAACCAGAUAAUUAGUGUGCUUGACUGUGGAGCAGGAGGCGGUGAGAUCAAAACCCAGCGUACGCAGCUGUCCAAAAGAAAUUGAACCUGAUUUUUCGGGGGGAAGGGGUUCAAUGGGUAAAGACGACAAACGAAGAGAGUAAAGCAUAGGAUUGAGAUUCACUUUUCAUAGACUUUGUCCUAGACACGGUGAACCACUCACUGUUCUUUUCGAACUGAGAAUGCCUUUACCUUUCUAAACUUCCCACGACAAAGCUGUUUUCAAUAGUGACAACUUUUCAGUCCGUACUUGUCAGUGGAUUUUUUUUCUCUCAUUUUGAGGUGUAUCACCCGCUCCAUCAACAAUCAUCAUGCGACUUCCGUCUCUGGCAAUGGUGGUCACGUGGAUCCUGCAGUCGAGGGCCGAUGAUUCACAGCAGUUUACAGUGACCCAGGAAACUCAGUUUUUCUUCUUUUUCUUCUGUUCAUCAUCAUACCUCUCUGCCUCCCGAUAAGCCCGGGCAGAAACCGUUAAUCUUUCUGGCUUCGCUCAGCUAAACCUUGGAGAAUGACGUGUGGCUACGAGGUUAACCUGUUCGCUGGUGAGUUGUGAUGUGACAUGAGCACUGCACUCACUGUGUAGCUACGAGGUUAACCUGUUGGCUGGUGAGCUGGGAUGUGACAUGAGCACUGCACUCACUGUAUGACUCAUGUUAACUAACAUUAGCCGCGCGGUGAACCUGGGCGUGGCGACUACACUCUCCAACCCCGACAAUGCUCAUUACUGUGGAAACAUGCAAAUAUCUGAGACUUCGUCAUGAAGCGCCAUCAUUUCAUUAUCUUUUCCCCGAACUUUCGGUAGAUAUCAUGGACGAAAUGAGCGCUGGGUUUGAUGGAGAAGGAGGAUGAUUUUGUAGAUGGCACAAGCACCAGACGAGGAGACGCCUGCAAGAUGACGGCGCGUUAGUUAGCAGGAAGAUGGAGAAUUGGUGGGGCAGGCCCUGGCAAUGCUCUCCUCCCUAUUUUAAGACCAUCUUAACUCUCUUACGCAUCAACUUCGUAUUUCAGACAAAUAAAAUUAACCACAGUUAAUGGCAAGUAUUUGGAGACUUUGACCUAUGGAGAAUUGUUUUCUUCUUCAUUUAUAGUUGUUGGGGUGUGCCUUGCUGGCAGUCGGCGUCUGGCUGCUCAUGGAUGACAACGCGGGGCGUUAUGUGGAGCAGCUGACGUCAUCAGCCACCUCCACCAGCAACGGUGACGUGUUGAUUGUGAGCUACAGCCAGGUGACAGGUAGCAGCCUCGUCAGCACCCUGGCCUACCUGUUCAUCGGUUUAGGCUGUGUCAUCGUCUUCGCUACUUUCAUCGGUUGCUGCGGGGCCAUCAGGGAGAGCCAGUGCUUGUUAUUCACAUUCUUUGCCUCUCUUUUCGUCAUUUUUGUUAUCCUGGUUGGCAUCGGAAUCUGGGCUUUCGCAGGACGCAAGGAUGUAGACGCCCAUACGGUAGAACUGCAGCAGAUUACAAACAAGAUGAUUCAAGAAGGAGUCAGCAACUACUACAGAAACAACGAGUCGAGCAGAUUUAUGGACACUGUUCAAAAGAAGUUUAGGUGCUGUGGUGCUGACAAUGCUGCAGGCGACUAUGAGAAAGACAGAACGAAGUCUGUACCUGCCACCUGCGAGGUCAAGUACCGGCGGCGGUCCUGCCUGCCAUCUUAUUUCCGGUACGUGGGGGACCAGUUCGAGAAGUUCAUGGAGGACAGACUGGUGGUUGCCGCUGGAGUUGCCAUCGCUCUCGCUAUAUAUAUGAUGAUCGGCAUGACUGUGUCGAUGUUGCUAUGCUACGCCCUGAAGGACCGCACGUGGAAUACGAACGCUUGAAUGACUUCAGACGCCGCGAGCGGGUGACACUGACGUCACGUGUGUCGUGGUACCUUGGUACCUGUUUUGUGUUUACUACCAACUGACUUAACGAGAGGGUAACAGCUCACACGACCGGCACUAAUAAUCUCUGGCACUGAGCUAAUAUUCCAUGGCAUUGAGCUACUGUUGCUAGAAGGAGGAGCAGAGGGGGACAACACGUGCCACGCGCUAAUAUUAGACGGGUACAAUUAUAUUAAUAGGUCUCCUUUAUUCUAAAAAAAGCAGGUUAUUUAAAAAAAUGAAAAUAUUGAAAAGCUAGCAUCUUCCUUGACAAUGAGAAUCCAGUGAAAGUGUUGGCUUUGAGGUGUUCAGAGUCAAGUGUAGACCGGUAAGAUGCCAGGACCUAUAGGUGAAGCCAUUAAUCUCUCUUGUUAUUACAUUUGUUUUAGUGCAUCUAUAAUUGGCAGCUUGACACACAACACCGUGUGGCAGCUGUGGGUUUUUUCUUUUCUUGGUUUAUACUGACAGGAAUAACUGUGAACUGUAUGGUUCCACACGGUUGCAAGAUCAGAUUUCUGUGGGAAGCACCUUGACAAGCCAUAGUUUGCUGUUAGUGACAGAUCUGACGAGUUUUGGGGCAGCGGAAAUCAUCACUUGGCGAUGCUACUGCUAGGUGUUUUGCCUUAGGUGCCUUGCUUGAGGUGCUAUAGACUAGGUAGUAACUAGGCAUCCAUACAUCGAAGCUAAGGAGCGCAUUACAAGUUUAUGGGAUGAAGAGAAGAACUUUAUUAUUAUUUAUUUUUAUUUUAGUACACCGUAAAUAUUUGUACAAGCCACGACAGAAGCAGGCAGGCGCAAGGUGUUGGUGUGUGGACUUAAGGGAAGGGGAGGUGGUGGAAGCACAUGCUGUGAAGAAUACAUCACGUGUCCUUUGUGAAGCAGCGGAUAAAAGUAAUGUCAUCGUCUGAAAAUGUUGUCCAGCCUUUAUCGUUUUGUUAUUCACAAAUAGUUAAAGUUUAAAGCUGUACUAAAAGCUACGGUAUUCAGUUGUGUGAAUGUGUUCUUGCUGUGCAUAGAUGGCACGAUGGCUAAGGUGAGCUCGAUUAUCCCUUCGUAAUACAAUUGUGCAUUAAUAAAUACUUAGGCAAAUAUAGUU